GAGAGAGAUUGCUUGACUGCCUAGAUUAGUCUUUUCCAUCUCUCCCCUUCACUAUCUUUAACCUCCAAGCUUUAGAGCCUGACUUGUUGAAGCGUGAGAUAGAAAGAGAGCUCAAUGGGCGAAUCCAGGGAACGCAGUGGUAGAAGCCAAUCUCCUUCAUCUGUACGCCGCAACAGUACCCAUGGAGGGGACAAGGAUAGAGACAGGAACAGGGACAGGAACAGGGACAGGAACAGGGACAGGGAUCAUGACCACCACAAGAGUACCUCCAGACAGAGGAAGGAUUCUCGCUCCAGGUCUCCUUCCCGCAGACACCGGUCGCGUUCAAAUGACAGGAGAGAUGUCAGGGACGAUCGAAAGUCUACCCGUACAAGCGACAGUAGCAACAGAACUAAACAUCAUCUCUCCAGAUCAAGAUCAAGGUCAAGGUCAAGGUCAAAGUCUGGUUCUCGCUCACGCUCACGCUCUCGUCACCGAUCCGAAUCUAGUCGCCACCAUCGUCAACACCGUAGGGAUGAUUCGAGAGAUCGUAGUAGCCAUCGUCGUUCUCGUUCCAGGGAGAAUGACAGAUCACAUCGCCAUCGUCGCAGUAGGAGUCGAUCUGUCGACAGUAGUUCCAGUAGUAGCGACAGUGAAGAUCGUUCUCGCUCAAGGGGCCGCAGACACCGCAAGCACAAGCGAUCGCGCUCUAGAUCUCGAUCGCGUUCCAAGAAAUCUAGGAGUAAACGCCAUCGCCGUCGAUCCCCCUCUUCAUCAUCCGAUGAUUCGGACGAUAACCGUCGGAGUGUUAUUACAGGACAAAAGCUGAAACUUAAGGUUGCUAAAUCCAGUCAAGACAAGAAGCGCGAGAAGAACAGAGGAACCCUUUUAGAGUAUCUGAAUGCUACUUAUGGCUGAUAUUGCGAUCUAUAGCUCUGUGCUAGUAUAUUCAUUCUGCAGUCUAGCACUAUAAAAGUCAAUGGUUACAAUAAUAAUAAUAAUAAUAAUACAAUAUAGCAUUCAGAGCUUGGCU
Lobosporangium transversale is the source of this 1012-nucleotide messenger RNA. RefSeq lists its product as hypothetical. Bases 115 to 897 code for a protein of 260 amino acids. The transcript has 5 exons. The record is from RefSeq and is a predicted model, not a curated record. NCBI's taxonomy places the organism in Eukaryota, Fungi, Mortierellomycota, Mortierellomycetes, Mortierellales, Mortierellaceae.